Molecule: messenger RNA, 1114 nt
Organism: Monodelphis domestica (gray short-tailed opossum)
Lineage: Eukaryota; Metazoa; Chordata; Mammalia; Didelphimorphia; Didelphidae
Gene: CRB3
Product: crumbs cell polarity complex component 3
Source: RefSeq, a predicted model, not a curated record
UGCCUUCAGUUUGAUCCUGAAGGAGCUCCAGCUGGAGACCUUGAACUGCUCUUGGAUUUUUUUCCCCUUAGAACUACCACAUGGGGUGUGCCUGGUUUAGUCCUGCCCCCUCACCUGGGGCUCAGGUGCAUAGACAGGAAGUGCGCUUCCCCUCCCAGGUGAGUGACUAAACUUUCCGGGUCACGUGAGCGGGUGGAGUCGGCCGAAGACGACUGUGGGACUGAAGGACCGACUGCCGGGGAGAGGACCGGAGCUGAAAGCUGGCGCCAGUAGCCUGCGAUGAGAUAGCCACUGGAGGAUCCUGCAGUUUGGGAGCGGGAGCCAGGUCAGCAGCAGCAUAGGCCUGGUUCGGUUCCCCAGGGUCCCAUGGAGAGCAGCCCUGGCCUGAGCUUGUGCUUGGCACUGAGCCUGCAGCUAUUGAGCCCCCAGCCCGCUUUGACCCAUGUUUCUAGAUACACUGAGCAUGAAAGCAACACUACCACUCCUUCUACAGCACCACCAGACAGCGGGGCCCUGUCCCAGGGUGCAGUCACAGCCAUCAUCACUGUAUUCUCAAUCCUGGGUAUCCUCCUCCUGGUAGUGGCACUGGUCCUGCUGGGUCGGAAACUUCGAGAGAAACGACAGACAGAGGGCACCUAUCGGCCCAGCAGUGAAGAGCAGUUGUCCCACGCGGCUGAGGCAGCCCCAGGUCCCCAGGACUCGAAGAACAAGGCGUGGGGCUGGGUGUCCUGCUGGGGUUAGGGUGGGUGCCAAAAGUUUGCACCCCCUUCCCCUUUGCGGGGUGGGGAAAGAGACUUUGGUGGGCACUGAAAGUAAGCACACCCCAUCUCCCUCCCCAGGCCAUCUUGAUUAACAUUCCACCCUCCCCUGGGCCACUUAACAAUUCUCAGGACUAAUCUCCCCUCCCAGUGAAUAAUAAUAGGUAUUUGAACUGAAAAGGAGGUGCUUGGAAAAGUCUUCCGCCCCUUCCUGAAAGCCUCCCCCUUUCUUCCUAUCUCCACCCCUCUUCCCGACCCCCCCCCCCCCCCAGGCUACUACCUCCAAUUCCCUAGAACUGCCCCCUGGGAAGGGCUGCUUGAUUUGUAUUUUUUAUAAAGAUUCUCUUAAGGCCAAA